UGUUUUUCAGGUCAGUUGAACUGCAAAUCACGGGCUUUUCCUCAAACUGGUCUAAGGAUAGAAAAGGUCAACAACCAAUCGUAGCAUCUAGACGAACCAUCAAAUUGCCGAAAGAAUAGAAGUUACUCAAAGACCGCUAUUGGGGUUACAAAUUUUAGUUGGCUUCAAAGUACUGUGUGCUCUCUAGCUACUUAAGUGAAUCUUUCAUAAGUUUCAUACUUCCUUUAAACGUCAAUUGUUUUGUUUAUGUUUUGUUAUCGGCGUAUUGGCCUUUUGUCUUUACAGGCGUACGCAAUCUUAUUUUAAUGUUUUAUAAAAAAUAUAUUUUCGGCGUUUUUCCUUCUUUGUUUCAUUUCGGUUUGUUUUCUCGUAGUUAAGUCGAAUGUCAAGCCACUGAAAGUGACAACUGAUCUCGAAUUUACUUUAGAUGUGGUAAGUCGACUUCCAAAUCAGGCAACUGUGUUUACAUUCCAGUUCGUUAUCGAUCGCCCAUCAUCAGAACAACCCGAAAAGUCAUUAUUAAUUUAAGCACGUUUGCAAUUAGUCGCAUUCUAGUUUUGUAAUAAAUUAUGAAGCAAUUGCCGCUUAAAGCCGUUGAGACCUUUCAACCUAGUUUAAAAAGCCUAAAAACUGCUCUGGGUGAAAAUUUAACCCAAUAUUUUGCUGAUGUUAAUGUAAAGUUAGAACCCUGCCCCGAUUUGAAUGAAAGCCCGUUUCGUUUUCCAAUUUCUAAUAUAUCCAAAGGGGCAAUACUGGAUGUCGGGGGUCCCGCAAACUUACUUCCCACGCCUAAUAAGUCCAAAAAAUAUUCCCUGGAACAACUGCUGGAUCUAUGCAAUAUUCUCCAUGUACCAAAUGAGAUUAUUUUCGGCUCAUGUGCCGGACCGUUUUGGGAAAUGGGUAAAAAUAGUGAAAUGGUUGCGUGCAAAAAGUCAAGCUCAACCGAAUCGGAUUCGUUUUUGGGCUAUGUCGACGAAAGCUCGGAUGGUGCUAGAUUCAAGUGUUCGAGUUCCAACAAUUUCGGUCUUCUUGGCAAUUUCUUUGUUUGCAGCGAAGAAGAGGAAUCCACUAUCUUGAGAAUCAAAGCAAAAACUCGACUCACGAAUGAAAACUUUACAAACGCCAUUCGUAACGUGAUUUCUCAAAACUUUCCGAACCAGGUUGUCUCUCUUGGUGGCGUUUUUAGUGUAACUGGAUCACAAACUAAUUGUCACGUGAUGCCUGAUUUUUCGCAGGAACCUCUGGAAAAUGACAAAAUGGUUCAAGAUUGGCUAAAUUUCUACGAGUUUGAUGAGUCGAUGACCUUUGCAUCUGUGUUACACUCACAUGAUCCGGGGUUGAAUUUGAGAAUGGAGCAUUCGCAUGGGUAUAAUGAAGAGAGAAAACAAUUAGGUCAUUAUCACUAUGAUCUGAACCCGGAAACUGUUGAAUAUGAUGGUGUGUUUGCAUUGGCUACUAAAGUCGUGAGAAUUGACAUGCCGUAAUGUAACAGUGACUAAAACCUAAAGUUUCAAUUAUGCGAUGAAUAAAUGUUAUUUUUUUUGCAAUUAGUUUAAAAAAAAACAAAUAUGCAGCUGUUGUUGGCAAAUACAAUGGAAAACUUGGCCCAUGUAAACAAUCUCCCCCUUAAUAGACCACGUGAACUAUGCCCUCCCUAAAAUAAAUGAUAAAUUCAUGUUUCUAUGCUCAAAUCUGAUUGGCUCAAAAUAUUGCUUUUAACCAAGAGAACAAUCUCCACUUAAAUCGAUUUUUAGGGGAGAUUGUUUACUUGGUCCGAAAACUGAUACGCACUGGUCACGGGGUUACUUUUGAUCAACUACCUUUAUUUUAAGUACAAACCUGUAUAUCAUUUUCAUUUUUGACUGACAGUUUCGGUUUCAGUAUUUAUCAAAUAUGGCUGCAUUAAGUUAUUCUAGAAUUUUCUUUGAUAGUGAUUUGAUAUAUGUAUAUAUGUCAAUCUAACUGAGUCAUGGAAUUUAACCUAAUUUGUAAAUUGAUAGCAAACUGCUGUUUGUGGUGAUGUAUGAUAAUGGCAAUUCUGUACAAAUAUUCACGCAAUGUAAAUUUGUUAUCAAUCUAUGGUUACAUUCUGUCUCCUAACUGUCGUUAGUUUAGUCUAAAUUUAAUUUAGUUCUAAUUUUA
Symsagittifera roscoffensis is the source of this 2142-nucleotide messenger RNA. RefSeq names its product ester hydrolase C11orf54 homolog. Bases 570 to 1484 code for a protein of 304 amino acids. The transcript has a single exon. The record is from RefSeq and is a predicted model, not a curated record. Gene Ontology annotation, molecular function: hydrolase activity, acting on ester bonds; zinc ion binding. Gene Ontology annotation, cellular component: nucleus. Lineage: Eukaryota; Metazoa; Xenacoelomorpha; Acoela; Convolutidae.